This is a messenger RNA of Ricinus communis (castor bean), 2097 nucleotides long. RefSeq lists its product as uncharacterized. Lineage: Eukaryota; Viridiplantae; Streptophyta; Magnoliopsida; Malpighiales; Euphorbiaceae. The coding region runs from base 1 to 2097 and encodes 698 amino acids. The record is from RefSeq and is a predicted model, not a curated record. The transcript is spliced from 4 exons.
AUGAAAGAUUUAGGCCAGCUAAGAUACUUUCUUGGAAUGGAAGUGGCAAAGUCAAAGAAAGGCAUUGUUGUCUCACAACUGAAAUAUAUUCUAGAUCUCUUGAAAGAAACUGGAAUGAGUGGUUGUAAACCUUCUGACACUCUAAUUGAAGCUAAUUCUAGACUUGGGGAGGUAAAGAAUAGUGUUUCAGUAGACACAGGAAGAUAUCAGAGUUUUCCUUCUUAUUGCAUGCAAACUAGACGAAUAGGUUCAAGAGAUUUAAUCUCUAUUGAUCUUGAGAUCGAGGCUACUGUACGUAAGCAAGGAAGUAAAAGGAGAAGCAAUAAGAACAAGCAACAGGAAACAAUGGUUGAACCACCGGCUACUAAACCUCUUUGGAAGUAUGGUGUACCGGAUGCAACUACCGCUACGAUGUCUAGCAUUUUUAGACCUGCAGUUACUAGAAGUGUGACACUUUUAAGCUUAAUAAUGUCAGUGAUGAUGCAAUUAGACUUCGCCUUUUUCCUUUUUUCUCUGAGGGAUAGGGCAAAGGAGUGGCUAAAAGAUGAAGGCAUUGGUACUUUUGAUUCAUGGGACAAGCUAGUAAAGGCAUUUUUGGCCAAGUUCUUAGGUCAAAAGAAAACUACAAGACUAAGGACUGAGUUGAGCACUCUUCGUCAACUAGAUGAUGAGUCGUUAUAUGAGUAUUGGAGAAGGUUCAAGCGUCUGCAGAGAAAGUGCCCUUAUAAUGGAAUUCAAGAGUGGUUAUUGAUUCAGACCUUAUACAAUUGGUUGACAUAUGAGUACAUGAUUUACAUUGACGCUGUGUUGGAUAGUAAUUUUAUUGAAAAGGUCCCUACUAAGGCUAAGGCAUUGCUUGAGAAAAUGGCUGCUAAUGAUAACUUUCAGUCAGGUGGGAGAAACAGUGCAAAGAAAGGGGGUAAACAUGAUGUUGAUGCAAUGACUCUCUUGACUAGUAAUGUGCAGGCUUUGUCACUUAAGGUUGAUCAACUUCGAGCAGGGCCAUCUGUGGUAGCAUCUUGUAAGACAUGUGGAGUACAGGAACAUAUUGCAAGUGAGUGUCAAUAUGCUGAGAUAUUAAUGGAGCAAGCUAACGCUCUCUAUAACAACAACCAGCAAAGGAGACCCUAUGAUACCUACUCCAACACUUAUAAUGAAGGUUGGAAACAAAACUCAGCGUUCUCUUACAAGAACACUCAAAAUCAGUUGAACCCACCACUACCUCGCAACAACUUCAAUCAUCCUCCAGAUUCAAGCUCAAACCAAGCUCAUGGAGAAUCAGAUGAGCCAACUUGCUCAACAAGUGGGUCAAUCUUCAAAGGUUCCGGUCAUUUUCCUUGUAACACCGAGCAACCACCUAAGGGUCAAAUUAAUGUUGUAACUUUGAGGAAUGGUAGAGAGCUAGAAGACCUUCCACGGAAAGUAGUUCAAAAGAAAACAGUUGCAGUAGAGGAAGUGAUGGUUAAAGAUGAGAAGAUGAUAGAAAAAGAGAAAAUUGAAGAGAAAAAGAAGCCCAAUGUCAUUGAACCUUACAAGCCACUUGUACCUUUCCCACAACGAUUGGCACAAGCAAAGCUAGAAAAGAAGUAUGGGAAAUUCCUAGACAUUCUAAAGAAGUUGCCGAUCAACAUCCCAUUCUUGGAUGCAAUCUCAGAGAUGCCCUCCUAUGCUAAAUUCCUGAAGGACAUGCUCUCUAACAAGAGGAAAAUUGAAGAGAAUGCAACGGUCUCACUUACAGCUGAAUGCAGUGCUAUAUUGCAGAAUAAGCUUCAAAAGAAGCUAGGAGAUCCAGGGAGCUAUUCCAUUCCAGUCAAGCUAGGUGACAUCGAAAUAAAGAAGGCUUUAUAUGAUCUAGGGGCAAGUGUCAGUCUUAUGCCACUAUCAAUUUGUAAGAAACUUCAGAUGGGUGAAUUAAAACCCACGCGCAUCUCCCUACAAUUGGCAAACAGAUCGGUGAGAUUUCCUUUCGGUAUUCUUGAGGAUGUGCCACUUAUAGUUGGGAAAUUCUUUAUCCUUUGUGAUUUUAUGGUUAUGGAGAUGGAAGAAGAUGAGCAAGUCCUUAUCAUUCCAGGGAGACCCCUCUUGGCCACUGCUUGA